Molecule: messenger RNA, 2740 nt
Organism: Drosophila willistoni
Lineage: Eukaryota; Metazoa; Arthropoda; Insecta; Diptera; Drosophilidae
Gene: DAT
Product: sodium-dependent dopamine transporter
Exons: 9
Coding region: 399-2375 (658 amino acids)
Biological process (GO): sodium ion transmembrane transport; dopamine uptake involved in synaptic transmission
Cellular component (GO): neuron projection; neuronal cell body membrane; presynaptic membrane
Molecular function (GO): dopamine:sodium symporter activity
Source: RefSeq, a predicted model, not a curated record
CGCAACAGCUCUAAAUUUUUCUAGUGUUUAUUCUCUAUAUAUUUUCUGCUUUUCCACGGUCACAAAAUUGUAUAAAGUGUUCAUAAAGUGUAAAUUUGUAACAUUCGUGUUUUUUAAGCUUAGUAAAAAACAAAAUUAAAGUCAUCAUUUCAAUCGGCAUUUUGUUGCAAAUAAUUUGGCAUUAUUAUUAUUAUUAUUGUGAUGACUUUGGAAACUCUGUAAAAUGGAUUGGCAUUUCAACUGUAUUUGAUUCCAGACAUUGUGCAAUUUUCAAGAAUUUGGCGAGAAGGCAUCGUAGCACGGUGUGUGUGUGAGAGAGACAGAGAGUGAGUGCGAGUGAGUGUGUGUGCGUGUGUGUGUGUGUGAGGGUCUGGGAUAUUGGUUCGAUUGGUUUGCAGAUGUCACCAAAUACCGGACAACAAGAUCAGGAACAGCAGCAGCAGCAGAACCAACAGCAACAACAGCCACAACAAAUAAUAAACAAAUCACCCAUUCCACACGAUAAUAAUUUGAAUGAUAAUACCAGCAUUAACGACGACGAUCGCGAGACAUGGAGCGGCAAAGUGGAUUUUUUAUUAUCAGUUAUUGGAUUCGCUGUAGAUUUAGCAAACGUUUGGAGAUUUCCAUAUUUAUGCUACAAAAACGGAGGUGGCGCUUUCCUUGUACCCUAUGGAAUUAUGUUGGUAGUUGGUGGUAUUCCACUUUUCUACAUGGAAUUGGCCCUGGGACAGCACAAUCGUAAGGGGGCCAUCACAUGUUGGGGUCGUCUUGUGCCCCUCUUUAAAGGCAUUGGUUACGCUGUGGUUCUAAUUGCCUUCUAUGUGGAUUUCUAUUAUAAUGUUAUCAUUGCCUGGUCAUUGCGUUUCUUUUUUGCCUCAUUUACAAAUACUUUACCCUGGACAUCGUGCAAUAAUGCCUGGAAUACACCUCAAUGCAGGCCGUUUGAGAGCCAAAAUUCCACACGUUUAAUACCAAAUGGCAAUACAAGUGAUAUUUAUUUGUAUGGCAAUCAAAGUUUAUAUUUUACAAAUGAAACCAUGUACUAUGGAAAUGUUACCAGUUUGGCACCAGCUAUUGCUCCCUCAUCUCAUGUUGAGGGUUAUCAAUCGGCGGCUUCUGAAUAUUUUAAUCGUUAUAUUCUGGAAUUAAAUCAAAGUGAAGGCAUUCAUGAUCUGGGUGCUAUUAAAUGGGAUAUGGCUUUGUGUCUUCUCAUUGUCUAUCUCAUUUGUUACUUUUCUUUGUGGAAAGGCAUUAGCACCUCCGGCAAGGUGGUUUGGUUUACAGCUUUAUUUCCCUAUGUGGUCUUGUUGAUUCUACUUAUACGUGGUCUAACCUUACCAGGAUCAUUUAUGGGUAUACAAUAUUAUUUGACACCCAAUUUCAGUGCCAUUUACAAGGCCGAAGUAUGGGUAGAUGCUGCCACUCAAGUGUUCUUUUCAUUGGGACCAGGUUUUGGUGUACUCUUGGCCUAUGCCUCAUACAAUAAAUACCACAAUAAUGUGUAUAAAGAUGCUUUGCUCACCAGCUUCAUUAAUUCGGCUACAAGUUUUGUGGCUGGUUUUGUGAUAUUCUCCGUAUUGGGUUAUAUGGCUCAUACAUUGGGUGUACGCAUCGAAGAUGUGGCCACCGAGGGUCCGGGAUUGGUAUUCGUUGUCUAUCCAGCAGCCAUAGCCACAAUGCCAGCCAGCACAUUUUGGGCAUUGAUCUUCUUCAUGAUGUUACUUACCUUGGGUCUGGAUAGUUCGUUUGGAGGAUCGGAGGCCAUUAUAACAGCUUUGUCGGAUGAGUUUCCAAAAAUUCGCCGUAAUCGAGAGCUCUUUGUAGCCGGACUCUUUUCAUUGUAUUUUGUUGUUGGCCUGGCCAGUUGUACUCAGGGUGGUUUCUAUUUCUUUCAUUUGCUCGAUCGAUAUGCCGCCGGCUAUUCCAUAUUGGUGGCUGUAUUCUUCGAGGCCAUUGCCGUCUCCUGGAUAUAUGGAACGAAACGUUUUAGCGAUGAUAUACGGGAUAUGAUUGGCUUUCCGCCGGGAAUGUAUUGGCAAGUUUGCUGGAGAUUUGUGGCUCCAAUUUUCUUGCUAUUCAUCACAGUUUAUGGCCUAAUUGGCUAUGAGCCGUUAACCUAUGGCGACUAUGAGUAUCCAGGAUGGGCCAACACUUUGGGUUGGUGCAUAGCCGGCUCCUCGGUUGUGAUGAUACCAGCUGUGGCCAUAUUAAAGUUAAUCUCCACACCGGGCACUCUAAGUCAACGAUUGACAGCCUUGACGACGCCGUGGCGGGAUCAGCAACUGGAAAUGGCAUUGACCCUGAAUGGGGUGACCACUGAGGUGACUCUGGUACGAAUAACUGAGACCGAUCACAAGGGUGCGGUGGAUGUCUGAGUUCGGCCUAGAUUUCCGAUUUAUUAUGUUUGAAGAUUUACCAACAACUUCGGCUUAUACCUAAAAAAACCUUUCUGUUCAUUUAUUUCAUUUCGAUUGGCUUUGAUCUUGAUGGUAAGAUCUUAUAAUGAAGCAUACUUUCGCAUACAACGUAAUGUACUUACCACUUAGGUUUCUGAGUCUAAAAAAUAAGACUAGCUUGUAGUUGAGUAGAGAAACCAUUAUCAAAAACCAUUACCAAAAAACAAAAAAAACCAAAACCAAAACAAAUGCUGUGUAGAUAAUACAGAAACUUAGAACAUUUGAAUUUGAUAACUUUUGCUUGCUAAUGCCAAAAGGAAUUAAACACAAACGACCAAAACAAA